AUGCGUACUACCGGGUUGCUGCUACUGGGUGCGUUGGCAGAGCUGGGUUCUGCUACAUACAUCCUCGAGGAUGACUACCAGCCAAACACCUGGUUUGACCAGUUCAGGUUCUUUUCUGCGAAAGAUCCAACCCAUGCAUAUGUCAACUACCUCGACCAGGCGGAGGCUCGCAGCCAGAACUUGAUCGGCAUCCGGAACAACGCUGUCUAUCUAGGUGUCGAUCACAAGAACGUUGCAACGGGGGAGGGCCGAAGCUCUGUUCGCCUCGAGACAAAGAAGGUAUAUAAUCAUGGGCUGAUCGUUGCUGAUAUCAACCAUAUGCCUGGAGGAGAGUGCGGGACGUGGCCUGCCUUCUGGACUACCUCUUCUGUCUGGCCAAAUGAGGGUGAGCUCGAUAUAAUCGAAGGUGUCAACCAACAGAAACAAAAUGACUACGCUCUUCACACUGCUCAGGGGUGCAGCAUCCCCGAGCGGGGAGACUUCACCGGAAGUGUUGUCACACCUAACUGCGACGUUAAGGCUCUCGGUCAAGCUGAAAACCAGGGCUGUCUAGUCGAAGAUACCAAGGGCUCCCGAGGAUACGGACCCGAUUUCAACAACGCUACAGGUGGUGUCUUUGCUACUGAAUGGACCGACCAGGCCAUCUCUAUCUGGUUCUUUCCCCGUGGAGAUGUCCCCAAAGAUGUCAACAGCGAGCACCCCGACCCAUCCAAAUGGGGGAAGCCCUCUGCCUUUUUCGGCGGCGGAGAGUGUCCCAUUGGAAAACAUGUUCGCAAUCAAAGAAUCAUCUUUAACACUGCAUUUUGCGGAGGCUGGGCUGAUGGAAUGUGGCCCGGUGACCCCAUCUGCUCAAAGAAAGCACCUACUUGCAUGGAAUACGUCCGUGAAAAUCCAUCCGCUUUCGAGGACGCAUACUGGUCAAUCAACUACAUGAAGGUAUACCAACAGGGAACUGCUCCAACCAAGCCUAGCCAGGCCCCUGCACCUCCAUUCUCGACCUCUACCAUGCCCAUCAUGAAGUCUACUUCAACCGUCUCUUCCAUCGUCUCUGCCACUCAGCCUGCUCCUACUGCCAACAACCCUACAGGAGCGCCCAUGCAGCCCUCUAGCUCCUCCGGUAACAAUGGCCCUCAACCCACCGGCGAAAACGGAAACCCAGGCAACUCCUGUCCUCCACCAACUCAACCUGCCUGCCGCACUUACGUUACCACCAAGACUUACACCCUCGUAAGCACCAUGAUGCCAUCCGGUCCACAGACUACAGGUGGCAUUGUCCCUGUCCCAUCCGCAGCCUUGGAAGAUAUCAAGGACACUGCUCAACGUCGACGACGACGGGAUAUGGAACGUCAUGCCAGACGCGGCCACCAUAACUAA
Molecule: messenger RNA, 1374 nt
Organism: Trichophyton rubrum CBS 118892
Lineage: Eukaryota; Fungi; Ascomycota; Eurotiomycetes; Onygenales; Arthrodermataceae
Exons: 4
Coding region: 1-1374 (457 amino acids)
Biological process (GO): glucan catabolic process
Molecular function (GO): hydrolase activity, hydrolyzing O-glycosyl compounds
Source: RefSeq, a predicted model, not a curated record